Messenger RNA from Capsicum annuum, 6405 nucleotides. RefSeq lists its product as uncharacterized. The record is from RefSeq and is a predicted model, not a curated record. The transcript is spliced from 9 exons. The coding region runs from base 416 to 5707 and encodes 1763 amino acids. Lineage: Eukaryota; Viridiplantae; Streptophyta; Magnoliopsida; Solanales; Solanaceae.
CCGACCCGAUCCGAUCCGACCCGACCCGACCCGAACACCGCUCCAGUGGUGUUGAAAAUGCACUCACUUUAUAUAUCUCUGUCUCUCUGUUACUUUCUCGCUCUUCACUUAUAAUUUCUCCUUUAGCUUCUCUCUGCACUCAAUUGCCAUUUCUAUCGGCGAUUCGUAAGCCUACAAUCAACCUACUCAAAGGAUCCAUUCCAAGCUCAGUCGGUGCAUCUUCGGGAUUUUUGUUUUAUGCAGUUGUUUGAGGAGGCAGCUGAUUCUUAGCUUCUAUGAAUAGUAAUCCCAUGUUUAAGUUCUGGAUUUUGCAUUGCAAUGCCGGACAUCAAAAAAGUUGAUUUUAUUGAUAUCUUGCUAUGUUAGUAGUUGCUCGGGACAUUUAAUAAUCAAAGGUUUUGGACUUAAAUUAUCUAUGCCUGGCAAUGAAGUCAGAGAUAGGGUUCACAACUUUUUCGCACAAGACAGUUCGUCACAAGGACAACAUCAUUCUCCUGUAGUGGAUGGGAAUUUGUCAGCUGUAAGUAACAUUUUGGGGGUUGGAAGCCAGAGUCAGACAGGUGGACUGAGUUCUAACGCAUACAACUUACAGAACUCUGAUACUACUAGAGGACAUAGCAGUUAUCCAUUUAAUGUGCAGCGUGGCUUGGAUUCUGCACAGUCAACUCCAUGGGCCGAGUUUGCUAAAAGUCAGCAGCCAAACUUGAAUCGAAUCAUGUAUGAUAAUCAGUAUUACCAGACAAGGCAGGAUGAAUCAAACUUUUUGGCUGUGAAUACAGGUUCUAAUCAACGUAAUCUUGCCUCAGGGGGCUCAUCUUUUCAUGAAUUGCAGCGAGGGGCGGGUCUUGAGCAGCAGGCAAGAGGACUAGUUAGGUCAGAUGCUUCUGGAAGUCCUGCUAGUUUUGAUCUUUUUGGUGGUCAGCAAAUGAACUAUCAGCAAUCAAACUUGCUGCAAUCUUUGCAACGACAGCAGUCUGGUCUUAACGAAAUGCAGCAACUGCAACAGCAAGUCAUGUUCAUGAAGAUGCAAGAGCUUCAGAGGCAACGACAACUUCAGCAACUAGAUGCCGGGCCACAAAAUCUAUUAAAUCAGGUUUCUCCCGUUCCUAAGGUGGCAUCUAGUAACCAUUCUCCUGCUUCUAUUAAUGGCACCAAUAAUUCCGGAGCAGUAAAUUUUGCUCAGGCAACUGAGCUUGGCAACACAAAUUGGUUGCAGCAUGGUUCUCCAGUCCUUCAAGGAUUUGCAAAUGGAUUCAGUCCCACCAAUGGACAAGCACAACAUUUGAUAGGCUUGAUACCUCAACACAUUGAUCAGUCUCUGUAUGGAAUUCCUGUUGCCAAUUCAAGAGGAAGCCUGAGCCAACUUCAACAGUUGGGAACUAAGAAGCCUGCGGUACAGCCAACGCCAACCUUUAGUGGUUCAUUUCCGGUUAAUGAAUGUGCUGAAUUGUCAGAUCAAGUCAGUGGGCAGGAUGGGACUUCCAUUCAUAGACAGAGUUCGCAAGGUGAAGGUUUUUUUGGUCACAGUGUAAGUCAAGCUCUAUCUAAUGCCGUAAAUACUGAGAAUCUUCAGCAAGCAAAUAAUGUGCAAAAAGGUUCAGUUCUCCAGGAUUUCUGUGGUAGACUGGAUGUAACCAUUCCCGCAGAGACCUCACAGGAGAAAGCUGCGGCACAAGCUUCUUCACCACAUAAUGAAGUCAGUUUAGAUCCUACAGAAGAAAGAAUUCUGUUUGGCUCAGACGACAGUAUAUGGGGUGCCUUUUCCAAGAGCCCUAAUAGGAACGAGGAAGGUGGUAAUCUGUUUGACAGUGCAGGAUUGCUUACUGGAUCUCCUUCUAUCCAAGGUGGUACUUGGAGUGCUCUUAUGCAGUCUGCUGUUGCAGAAACUUCGAGCAGUGAUGUUGGUCCCCAGGAGGAAUGUAGUGGUUUGAAUUUUCACAGUGCUGAAAUUCCUUCAGUGAAUCCGAAUCUGAUGUAUAACAGUGGGAGACAUAAAGCAUCUUCCACUGAAGACAAGUUGCCCCUAGCACCGUCCUUGAAUUCUUUUGCUGUCCAGGGGCACAGGUUUCCAUAUGAACAAGGUCAGAGUGUGCAAACAAAUUCUCAGAGACCUGUCCAGUCAUCAGAUGGAGGAAACAAGUGGUCAGAUUUUGGUCCACUGCAGACGUCAGUUGCUGAAGCUAGGCAGAUGUUUAGCAAUACUUCACAUCCUCUUGACACAGAUAUGAUUUCAAGAAGGGGUUCUAGUACUUUGACGCCUGAGCUUGGUGGAGCUAGACAGCCAUGGAUGAAAUCAGCUGGUUGGGGUGUUCUUGGCUCAACAGUUUCCUCUGGAGAUGCAACUUUUAGUAUUUUGAGUGAGAACUCAUCAAAACGUUUGCAGGAGAACAAUCAGAAGAAAUUUAUCCAAGACGAAGUCCUUCAUGGUGGUGUGGCACUGAAAUCUAGUCCACACGGUAAUUCUACAGUUCAUAUGGAGCAUGUGGGAUCAUCUAUGGCUAGUCCACAGGGGAAUUCAGAGGUUCUUAGCUCGUAUCGCUCUGCCACAGCUCCAAACUCAAGUACGACGAAGGGUGGUGAAGAAACCUGUCAAUCUCUUCAAAAUAAUUAUCAAUCUAAUUACUGGGAGAAGGCUGAUUUGGUUAAAUCUAAUUUAAAUGAAGGCUUGGGGGUUUUACAGCAUGAACGUAUGAAGGACAACCAGGUUUUGCAGUCAUCACCUUAUGUUGGUGAUAAAGAGUUUACAAUGCAUGAGAUGGAGAACAAUGAUAAGAAGGAUAAUUCAAAUGACAGCUAUCACUCUAACUUGCAGCCUCAUUCUUCUGCUGGUGGGGUUACGGAAAAUGCAUUAUCAGAUGCCAGUGAUUCAAGGUGUCUUCUCAUGGGGAAGCAAAAGCCGUCUGAUCAGGGUGGUCGGAAAAAUUCUUGGCCUCCGAAGUUCCAGUAUCAUCCCUUGGGGAACGUGGAUGAGGAUGCUGAUCCUCCUCGUAGCAUGAAACAAUCUACUCAUUCUCAGUCUAUAGUGCAGCACAAUCCCCAGCAUGGACAGUCAAAAGUUUUUGGUCAGGUUCCUCAUAGUCAGGUAGAACUGGAGAAGGGGCAGUUGUCUGAUGGUUUGAUGGACUACAAAGGCUCUAGUGAGGUGCAUUGUCAAAGCAGGUUUCCUGGUGGCGUAUCUACCAUUCCUGGUCUUUUCAACAGAUCUCUCGACUUACAUUCACCUAAUAAAGUUGCGGAAUCUAGUCCAAACAUGUUACAGCUUAUUCAGAAGGUGGACCAGUCGAGAGAGUGUGGUUCUGUGGCAGAGUUUGGUCAUUCUGAAAACAAAGCAUCAUCUAAGAUGCCUGAAGCAGGGGAUUCUGAUGAGUCUCUUGUUCAUCACCUGAGGAGUCAGUCUGCUGCCUCCCAAGGCUUUGGUCUACAACUUGGCCCUCCAUCUCGACGUGCACCAGUCCAAGACCACUCGUUGACGUCUCAGAGCCCUAUCCAAACUUUUCGCUCUUCACAUUCAAGUCAUUCAGCUGUUGACACUGGUGAGAAGAAUCAAGGACCGAUGUGCCCCCCUCAUCAGGUUCAAUCCUUUCAUUCACCUUCUGAUCUAUCCCAGGAAGGAUUGAAGAAUAUAAGAUUUGGUAUUCCAGGAAGUAGCAAUAAUGUAACUUCUAUAUUUUCAAUGCCCGGAAACCUUUCUCCAGCAUUUGAUUCUCAUUCUGGUUUUCCUUGUAUGGGAGAUCAGCUUAAAACUCCAAAUUUGGCUAGGACUUCUGUACAACUCUCAACAAAUCAACCCAUGAGUGUGUCAUUUGAUAAACAUGCUUCCUUUCAUACAGAGAAAGGUGAUUCUUGCAGAGGAUCUGCAAGUGGUCAAUCUGUGGAUGACAAUACACAGGAUAAGCCUAUCCUCCCUGCAGACAAGUGUCAAUUAAGUAAUUCCAAUGGUACCAUGGAAAGUAUCUUUACAAAUCAAGUUACAUCCCAAGAGCCAGUGUCAAUCUCUCAGGCAUUAGUGUCUGGCAUCAGUAAGCAGGGUACGUCUUCAAAAAUGUUAUCCAGUGUGCGGGCUACUGUUCCACCACCCCAGCAACCUUUUAGUUCUCAGUAUGGCACAGAUCCUUCCCAUAUUUCCCAAUCACAUCAAUUGAAUAUCGUGGAGUCAUCAUUAUCUGCUCCAGAGAGGCAAGGUGCAUCCCAGACUGAUCCUAGCUCAGCGAAGUCCCUGGUUUCUUCUGAAGGGGAGGAACGUCGUGAAAAGGAAAGUCCUUCUCAGCAUAUAUCAGUGAGAAAUAUUGACCUUAUUCAGAAGAUGAAUGAUUCACAGGGUAGAGAAACUAGUGUCAAUUAUAUCUCGGGAGGAUCUCCUGCUAAUUCUGCAUCUAUGCAGAGAGAUAUUGAAGCCUUUGGCCGAUCUUUGAAGCCAAACCUUUCAAAUCAGAACUAUUCCCUGUUAAACCAAAUGCAGACCAUCAACCAUAUGGAGAUCGAUCCAAGCAAUAGGGCGUUCAAAAGAAUCAAAGUAGCAGGCAGCAGUACAGGUGCUCCACACGUUCCUUCUGGGGACGCUGAAACGUUAGGGUUCUCUGGGCCGGAGGAUUUGCAAAGAAGUAUUUCAUCUCAGCAAGGGAGGAAACUGUUUCCUCAGGAUGUACUUGCACUUCAUCAGGAUAAUUCUCAGAGCAGUGCUCACGGCAAUAAUACAAAUUCUGUUACCCUUGAACAAACUCGAAAUAAUCCUCAGUUGGAAACUUCCUGGUUUGAUCAGUGCAGAACCUUAAAAAACGGCCAGAUGUUACAUAUGUAUGAUGCAGGUAGAGCAGCUGCAAUGAAGACAGUGGAACAACCUUUCACUAUUGGGAAGUCUUCCAGUAGUUUGCAUGCACUUAAUACUAUGCUGCAAAUAAUGCCUGCAACAUCUGAUAGAAGUACAAUCGGUAGUGUUGCGCCAAAUUCUGUCCCCAGUUCUGCUGCAAUUGAGUAUUUUUCUUCCCCAACAUUGCCAGAGGAUGUUGGUCGUCAGCACCUAAUUUUGAAACCCAUGAAGCGGAAACUUGUUGCAUCUGAAAAAACUCCCUGGCAUAAGGAAGUUUCGGUGGAUUCACGAAGCGGCCAGACAAUCAGCCUGGCAGAAAGAGAGUGGGCUAGAGCUGCUAAUAGGCUUACUGAAAAGAUUAAAGAAAGCAUUGAUUUUAACGACGAAGGUCCACCAAGGCUUAAAGCUAAAAGAAGGGUUGUAUUGACCACACAGCUUAUGCAGCAACUACUCCCCUCUCCACCUGCAGCAAUUCUUUCUUCAGAAGCUAAUUCAGAGAAUGAGUGUGUGGCUUACUCCAUCUCCAGAUUGGCAUUGGGGGAUGCAUGCAACAUGGUUUGUUGCUCAAAUGGUGAUCUGAAUAUGCCCUGUGAUGACAAAGACCUACUUCCCGAGAAGUGUGUUACUUCUCAGAGGAUUAAUAAAGAUAAUUAUGUCAAGGCUGUUGAAGAGUUGCAGGAAAGAGUGAGGAGAUUGGAAAGUGAUUUUUCAAGACUGGACAAGAGAGCAUCAGUAUUAGAUGUGAUAGUGGAUGGGCAAGACCAAGAGAAGUUCGGCGUUAUCAAUCGGUUUGCAAAGUUUCUUGGUCGGGGACCAUAUGAUGGUAUUCCUCAGAGAUACGUCAAAGCGCUUCCAGUACCGAAAGAUCUCCCUACUGAGACGCACUGUCUUUCUCUAUAAUCACAAAUGGAUUGAAUCUUCCCUGUGCUCUGUCAUCAAUUACCUCAACUUCCGGUAGACAUUUUUGUCCUAGUCAUGUACUAGUGCUAGCAAGAAGAAAAUAGAACACAACCAGUAUCGCUGAACAGACUCAAAAUUUUCAUCUCAGGUGCAAUGUAGCUUUGUAGGCCAUUUAUAUCAUCUUCAAUCAUUUCAAGAAAAUAUUAGUCAUUCCACGUACAUCUCUUCAAACUUAGUGAAGGGAGGAGAGACUAGGGUGCCCGGUGCCCCAUCAUUUUUUGCCAGAAAGGGGGAGAGUACAUACCCUGUGCUUCUAAGCUACAGUUGGUCACACCUCUCGUUGCAGAAUUGUGGAAGUUACUAUAAUUGCUUUAGGCAGGUAUGGGGUAUUUGUAUUGGCCAUCAUGUAUAAGAGAUACUUAGGCUCAUAAUCUAUUAUGUUGGUGCCUCCUUUUAUUUGUUGAUGAAGGCUAUUUUUUCUGUUGAUGGAUCCCUCAACCAUGUGUAGUUUUUAGAGUUAACAGCUGGAAACAGGCUAAGCUGUUGAGAUUGUUCAGAACAUAGUUUAGAUGAAAAAGGUGCUUUGGAGCAGCUUGGUAUUUAAUUAUUUCCCUUGUACAGAGUUUUAGAUCAUGCCUGUACUUUGCCUGGUAUGGUUCUUAAUGUGCAACUGCUUGUGCAGACAUUAUAACUUGUUU